UUCUUUUGUUACUCAUCUCGCUGUAAUCACGUAUUUGACAUUUGAUGGCCUGAAUCUCGACCUUAUCAUUCAUGCUUGAUGACGUGUCUCCCUCGCCUCGACGGAAUGAGUGCAGGAGCGGGAUAACGGGAUACCCAAGCUCCAGUCCACACGCGCGGACACUUGCUGUCAGACAGUCUCUAUCGACAGAGCCGAGUCUCUGCUGCAGGGCUCAUGUACACGUGGAACUCUUGUGCGCGUGCUGCUUGUUUCCCUGGGUCUGUUUUUAACGCAUUGAGUCAAUCUUCCUCUCGAGCACAUCCGUAGGUAGGACUUGAUACGUGCCAGACGAUGCUGGAGAUAUUUACAGCAAAGCCAAUAAAGUCACUUCGCGAUUGUUUUUGUAUUUUUCAACGAACCCUCGGAAGAGACGCAGGAAUUCAUCCACAGUUGAGAGCAGUUUCGGCGGAUUAGUGUGUUUUGGGGGAAAUAUCGCGGGUGGCUGCUAAUGCUGCUCAGCUUCAGUGUGUGAGCACAGCAGCUAACGUUACGAAGCUACGCGACAGAGUGGAGGACUUUUUAUUGAAUGUAAUUUAUCGUCGUUCGAACCGCUGAUUCGCUCCACAAAACAAAGCAAAACAAACCCGCCCAAAAACUUGCAUGCUAAUAUCCUGAAAUUUAUAACAUUUCAGUCCACUGUGCAUGUAUGUUGAAUCUUGGUUGCGGCUGCAAAUGGUGUCGACUGGUUAGCGAUCUAACCUUUUGUGCAUCACCAGUGGAGGUGAUUUCUCAUCUAAUAAUGUAGAAGUGAUUCUCGGAUAAUGUAUUCAUACAUGCAGCUUGCUCAUAUCGCUUGCAGGAGGAUGUCCGGCUAGAUCACACAGUGGACUAUUUUAUGUGGAGAGAAUGGUAGUGCCUCGGUUUUGCAUGUUUGGAUGGUAAAUCAGCCUUGCAUGUCCUGGUGUUACUUAUUUGACUGUCAAGCGGCAGGUCAGAUUGUUAUUUUUCCUCCAGCUGUUUGUUUGGCUUUAAGCUGCGUACCUUGACAUCUUCAUCGCCCAUUCAUCUGAUUGUGAAGACAUCAACACUGACGUGACUAGUCAUGCUAUGAUUAUUUAGUGCCAGGAAUUCAAAUACCUUCACAGAAUCACUGUCAAAUGCCUCUACUGUAAUCAAGACUUUGCUGUUACUUGAACUGCUCUCUAAGGAGACCUAUCGAGACUUGACAUCCAUUGACUGGCACAAAGAAGACUCUGUCUGCUCCACCAUGCGUCUGUCUUCUUUCCUGGCUGUUUUCCGGCCUGCUCUGCCUCUCAUUCUGGGCCUCUCUUUGGGCUGCAGUCUCAGUCUCCUGAUGGUGUCCUGGACACAGGGGGAAACCGAUGAGGCUUGUGGAGAUGAACUUGGAAAUGGGAGACUCAUAAACAGUGGUCAUAUCAGGGAUCACCAGGAUGGCCAAGAUGGGAAUGAGGACUUCCAGCCUCGCAUUGUGCCCUAUCACAAGGACCCCAACAAACCGCACAAGAAAGUUCUCAGGACUCGCUACAUCCACACAGAGCUGGGAAUCCGAGAACGGCUCCUGGUGGGCAUCCUGAGCUCACGCGCCACUCUGAACACGCUAGGGGUGGCAGUCAAUAAAACGGUAGCUCACCGUUUUCACCGUACCUUCUUUUUCACUGGCCUACGGAGUGCAAAGGUACCACACGGCAUGACUGUUGUUGCUCAUGGUGAUGAUCGACCCGUCUGGCUGAUGUAUGAAACUAUACGGCACCUUCACCAACACCACGGCAAUGAGUACGACUGGUUUUACCUUGCACAAGAUGAUACGUACACACAAGCUGAAAGGGUCAUGGAGCUGGUUAAUCAUCUUAGUGCAGGACAGGAUAUGUACAUGGGACGAGCAGAGGAGUUUAUCGGGGGUGAAGAACGUGCGCGAUAUUGCCAUGGUGGAUAUGGGUAUCUGUUGUCACGCAGCCUUCUAGCCCGACUGCAGCCUCACCUGGACUCUUGUCGAAAUGACAUCCUCAGCGUCAGGCCAGAUGAGUGGCUUGGUCGCUGCAUCAUCGAUUACCUGGGUCUUAGCUGUGUGGAGAAGCAUCAGGAGAUGACCUACCGUUACUUUGAGCUGCAGAAGAACGUGGACCCUGAGCGUGAGGACAGUGCACAGUUUAAAAACGCCUUCACUGUCCACCCCGUCUCUGAACCUGUCCUGAUGUAUCGCCUACACAAACGCUAUAACCAGAUUGAACUGGAUUGGACCUAUGCACAAAUUCAGCAGUUACAGAACCAGAUCAGUAACAUAAGUGAGCUCACUCCAGAGGGCAAAGCCGGAGCCACGUGGCCCAUCGGAAUCAACCCACCCUUCCGACCCAAAACCCGCUUUGAGGUGAUCAACUGGGAAUACUUCACUGAAGAGCACAUUUAUUCAUGUGCCGACAGCUCUCCGAAGUGUGAGCUUCGAGGUGCGGACCGGGCAGAUGUCAACUCAGUCCUGGAGACUGCAGUGGGCCGUCUGAACGAGCGCUAUCAGCCCCAGUUGCGCUUUCGUAAGCGCCGUCUGCUGAACGGGUACCGACGCUUCGAUCCCACGCGAGGCAUGGAGUAUGUGCUGGAUUUGGCCCUGGAAGCUUUUACGCAGAAGGGUCACAGUCAGGUCAUCGCCAAACGGGUGAGUUUGCUGAAGCCGCUCAGUGCUGUAGAGAUCAUCCCUAUGCCUUAUGUAACAGAAGCGACGCGGGUACAGGUGAUCCUCCCUGUGACGGCACACGAUCAAGACUUUGUGGGUAACUUUCUUGACAUGUAUGUCAUGAAUGCUCUGGAUACCCAUGACAAUGCUCUGCUCACCUUCUUGUUUGUGUAUGACCCCUUCGAUGCCCAGCGAGUCAGCCAGACGGACGUCUUUGCCGGUGUCAAAGCCAUGAUUGGUGAGGUAGAGAAACGUUACGGCGAUGUAAAGAUUCCUUGGAUUAGUGUAAAGACUGAAGUUCCCUCACAGGUCAAGCUGAUGGACAUAAUCUCCAAGAAGCACCCAGUAGACACCCUGUUCUUUCUGGCCAGCGUAUGGACUGAGGUCAACGCUGACUUCCUCAACCGCUGCCGUAUGAACGCUAUCAGCAAUUGGCAGGUCUUCUUCCCAAUCCACUUUCAAGAGUACAGUCCAGCUCUGGUCUACCGCGACCAACAACCAUCUGCCGCUUCAUCCUUUGCAUCCGAGACGCUGCGUGAUGGCCACUUUGACCGCCACAUCUUUGAAGAAGCCUGCUUCUACAAUGCCGAUUACAUGGCUGCCCGCACAAAGAUGGCCGCUGACAUCUUGGACAAUGAUGAAUUGCUUGAGAGCAUGGACGUCUACGAGAUCUUUGUACGUUACUCUGGGUUGCACGUGUUUCGCGCUGUCGAGCCGGCGCUAGUUCAGAAGUAUGUGCACAGGGAAUGUAACCCACGGUUCAGUGAGGACAUCUAUCACCGCUGUGUUCUCAGUAACCUCGAGGGGCUGGCCUCUCGAUCACACCUAGCAAUGGCUUUGUUUGAACAGGAGCAGGCUAACAGCACCUGAACUGACUACUACUGCAACAUUAAGAUGGCUUAAACUUCUUGAUUCUCAUUUAGGUGGCCUUUAAUGACCUACUGAUAUUGAUCGAGUGAAUUUCACCCUGAUGCUGUGAAUUUCUCUGAACAGAUCAUCCAGUGACUCAGUUUAACUAAACACAGUAAUGUUGCCUUGUCAAAGGGAUAGUUCACAUAAAAAUGAUAAUUCUGUCAUCAUUUACUCACCCUCUCAUUGUUCUUUGGAUCAUAAAAAGAGAUUUUGAUUUCCAUACAAUGAAUGUCAAAGGUGACCAAUUAAUCAAAAUCUCUUCUUUUGUGUUCUGCAGAGAAAAGAAUGUAAUUCAGGUUUGAACUAACUUUUAAGUUGAGCAAACAAUGACAGAAUUUCCAUUUUCUGGGUGAACUAUCCAUGUAAGGAUCUACAUAUGGUGGAAUUGACUUAUAAAAGUGUGACUAAUAUAACCAGAGAACAAUACUGAUGAAGUCUUCAUAACUCACUUUAAAUAAAACCUGAGGAAUGGGUUUCACCUCGUUUACAUUACUACCGAUGUCUGAAUGCAGGAACCUGAUUUUAGGAAGUGAAACAUAAGGAACUCAUUCAUCUUUUACUAUAUGAACAUGUCAGAUGUCUGGUGGUUAGUAGAGGUUCUAGUCUCAGCUAUAAAAGUAACUUGAGCCAUCUUUCUUCCUUCGGAUGUAUGAUUGUAUGACCUUUUAACAGAAUGUGCUGAAUAUUUCAGGAUUGAAUAAACAAAUUAUCUGUGAAACUUGA
Molecule: messenger RNA, 4300 nt
Organism: Megalobrama amblycephala (Wuchang bream)
Lineage: Eukaryota; Metazoa; Chordata; Actinopteri; Cypriniformes; Xenocyprididae
Gene: chpf2
Product: chondroitin polymerizing factor 2
Exons: 4
Coding region: 1247-3535 (762 amino acids)
Cellular component (GO): Golgi cisterna membrane
Molecular function (GO): glucuronosyl-N-acetylgalactosaminyl-proteoglycan 4-beta-N-acetylgalactosaminyltransferase activity
Source: RefSeq, a predicted model, not a curated record